AUGACGACUCGAAUAGCUCCGGGAGUAGGAGCUAAUCUUCUGGGCCAACACUCCGCCGAGAGGAACCAAGACGCCACUGUUUACGUCGGAAAUCUCGAUCCUCAGCUCUCUGAAGAAUUGAUUUGGGAAUUGUUUGUACAAGCCGGUCCCGUUGUUAACGUCUAUGUCCCAAAAGACAGAGUGACAAAUUCUCAUCAAACAUUUGGAUUCGUUGAAUUCCGUAGUGAAGAAGAUGCUGACUAUGCGAUUAAGGUUCUUAACAUGAUUAAGCUCUACGGGAAGCCUAUACGUGUUAACAAGGCGUCUCAAGAUAAGAAGAGCUUGGAUGUUGGUGCUAACCUUUUCAUUGGAAACCUUGACCCUGAUGUGGAUGAGAAGCUCUUGUAUGAUACUUUCAGCGCGUUUGGUGUGAUUGCUUCUAAUCCUAAGAUAAUGCAUGAUCCUGAUACUGGGAACUCGCGAGGUUUUGGUUUCAUCAGCUACGACUCCUUUGAGGCAUCUGAUGCUGCUAUUGAGGCAAUGACUGGGCAAUAUCUCUGUAAUCGUCAAAUAACAGUCUCUUACGCAUACAAGAAAGACACCAAAGGAGAGCGUCACGGUACUCCAGCAGAGAGGCUUUUGGCUGCCACAAAUCCAAGCUCCCAGAAGAGCAGGCCGCAUACGUUAUUCGCAAGUGGACCGCCAUCGCAUCCCAACGCUCCUCAAGCUAACGGUAUACCACGUCCGUUUGCCAACGGCGGCAUGCAACCUGUCCCGAUGCUGGCUCCGCGUCCAACACCGCCACCACCUCCUCCACAAGUCUAUCAAGCUCAGCCUCCAUCUUGGCCACCUCAGCAGCAGCAACAACAACACGGCUUAGCCAUUCCACCUCCCCAAUUCCGUCCUACUCAGGGACUCCCUCCGCCGCCACCUCCCCAGUUUCUUCACCACCAACAAGGCUUCGGUGGUCCAAGACAACCACCACCACCACCUCAAGCCAUGGGAAUGCACCAGCAACAAGGAUGGCCGCCGCAACACAUGCAGCAAGGUGGACCCCCGCCGCCACAACACAUGCAGCAAGGUGGACUACCACCGCCACAACAAGCUAUGCAUCACCAUCAUCACAUGUCUAUGCCUCCACCACCACCACACCAAGGCUGA
Microthlaspi erraticum is the source of this 1140-nucleotide messenger RNA. NCBI's taxonomy places the organism in Eukaryota, Viridiplantae, Streptophyta, Magnoliopsida, Brassicales, Brassicaceae. The record is from the annotation of a GenBank genome assembly.